UCGCGCGCAAAUACGACACGAGGUUGGUACUAGUCGCGCGUGGUGCGAAAUAGCGUAUAUCCGUUUGUAACGGACGCGCAACGCGGUAACCUUGCUACAAAAACUAUAUAAUACGAUGGACAUCGAAAAUUACGAUUUGACGCGAAGUGUUAUCUAGUGCUUUCUAACGACAAUUGUAGUUUUAUGCUUUAAUCAACAGUGACCUGUGUUUCGUGGCUAUUGGGAAUGAACUGCAGAAGUGCAACGAACAAUUUCAUCCGGCAGAAAUUGUUAAUAAUAUCCGACCGUGAAACUCGAAGAAUGUCGAAAAUUUGUUUUGCACUUCGAAAGAACAACGAUGUACACGACUGUAUGAUACAAGGAUAAGGAAACGACAGCCUUACUAAACAAGGUGGUGUCUCUCCGAGCACCACCCUCCUUCAAAUUGUAUCUCGGCCCUGGAUUCAGGGGUCAUAAAUGUUUUACAAAGAAACCGUGGAAAAUACAACCGUUGAGCUGGCUCCCCAACAGUCAACUGGUGUAAACACAUUCGAGCAUCCGGAACAUCCGCAGGACGACAGUAUGGAAACCGGGGACGAGGCAGUUUCCAUCCGGAUGGAAACAAACGCGUCCUCAUCCUCGAAUAACACGCUGAGUCCCCGCACACCGCCGAAUUGCGCGCGGUGUCGCAAUCAUCGGCUGAAGAUCGCUCUGAAAGGACACAAGAGGUAUUGCAAGUUCCGUACUUGCACUUGCGAGAAGUGUAAGUUGACCGCCGAUCGACAACGGGUUAUGGCGAGGCAGACAGCUUUGAGGAGAGCUUUGGCGCAGGACGAAGUCAAAGUCAGAGCGGCGGAAGAGCAGGUGGAUCCACCACCAUUCGGUGUCGAAGGUGAUCGACUUUCCUCAGUUCCUCAGCCAGCCAGAAGUCUCGAGGGUAGUUACGAUAGUAGCAGCGGUGAUUCGCCUGUCAGCAGUCAUGGCGGCAACGGCAUGCACACAGGCCUCAGCGGUGGUGUCAUCAGUAUUCCUGCUUCCAGAAAAUUACCCCCGUUGCACCCUCUCACUGGAACGACCGCGCAUUUGCCGCAGUCGCAGAACGGUGACACUGUAGAAGUUUUGCUGGAGUACAGUUCCAAGCUUCUAGAUCUCUUCCAAUACAAUUGGGACAUGCUACCAUUGAUGUACGUCAUUUUAAAAUAUGCAGGGGCUAAUCUGGAAGAGGCUGUGAGAAGCAUAAUGGAAGCCAACAACGAGAUUCGUACGAUGCACUUUUGGAAAGCAGUGAGAAUGGUCCAAUCAUCUAGUCGGACGUAUUGUUGCACCGCAGCGUUUACUGGACCUACGGGAGCGCCAACUUACGAGGGACAAGCACCCAUCAUAGGGGCACCACCACCGGGUGCUGUCCACCUUAGGCCACUUUUACACACCGCGAAUGGGCAUAUGCCAACAGUCAUAGUACCGUCCAGUCCUGACAGCCCUCCAGAACAUACUACUACGUAGCCUCGAUCGAUUACCAACCAGUCGGUGAAGUAAAGCGGCUGGAAGAACAGGUAGAAUCCAAAGAGAAGCGACGCCCGUGUGUUAUAUAGCGAGGACGAGGAGAAGGAGGUGGAGCAAGAGAAAAUGAAGAGUAGGAAGGAGGAGGAGGAGGAGGAGGAGGACCUGGAAGGAAGUAAACGACAAGAGAGAAGAAGAAGCUUCUCCACGUAACGUUCUCCAUCGCGGUCAUCGUUCCUCGAAUGUUCUGAUCGCCGCGGUGCACGCCUCUCGUGUGGCACGAAACGACGAAAUUUCCGAUUAACCGGAACGUUUACUUUUUGUUAGUAGCUUCAGGCUACGUUGUCCGAGUCCUCACGGAGAGAGCGAUUGUCGUCUCUCCUUCGUUCGGUUGCCGAUAUUGGAUUGCGGAAUCAUUGGCAACUUUCUUCCUAUUUCGAAGAGAGGAAGAG
Molecule: messenger RNA, 1931 nt
Organism: Habropoda laboriosa
Lineage: Eukaryota; Metazoa; Arthropoda; Insecta; Hymenoptera; Apidae
Gene: Dsx
Product: protein doublesex
Exons: 6
Coding region: 457-1482 (341 amino acids)
Biological process (GO): sex differentiation; regulation of transcription by RNA polymerase II
Cellular component (GO): nucleus
Molecular function (GO): RNA polymerase II cis-regulatory region sequence-specific DNA binding; DNA-binding transcription factor activity, RNA polymerase II-specific
Source: RefSeq, a predicted model, not a curated record